Molecule: messenger RNA, 471 nt
Organism: Annulohypoxylon maeteangense
Lineage: Eukaryota; Fungi; Ascomycota; Sordariomycetes; Xylariales; Hypoxylaceae
Product: Rhodanese-like protein
Exons: 2
Coding region: 1-471 (156 amino acids)
Cellular component (GO): nucleus; cytoplasm
Molecular function (GO): protein tyrosine phosphatase activity
Source: RefSeq, a predicted model, not a curated record
AUGACGAUAUUGACAAUAUCCAGCUUACAGCGCAUCACGGCGUCUAAGUUAGCAGAGAUGCUACUUGCCAGCUCCCACCAACCAGCUUCCGAUGCACCAGUAGCUAUCGUAGAUGUGCGAGACGAUGAUCACAUUGGUGGCCACAUUAAGUCAUCUCUACACUUUCCUAGCGUUAGCCUUGACGCCACCAUGCCUACUCUACUUCGCAAGCUCGCCGACAAAGAAGUCGUCGUCUUCCAUUGCGCAUUAAGCCAGCAACGCGGACCUAGUGCCGCUCUCAGGUACCUUAGGGAAAAGGAGGCUACAGCUAUAAAGAAACCUGCGGCAAAGGAAGUCGAUGGUGAGAGCGAGAUCAGCAAGCAACAAGUCUAUGUCUUAGACAAGGGAUUCGUCGGCUGGCAGGAAAUCUAUGGACCCGACGAGAGACUUACGGAGGGAUAUAGGAAAGAGAUAUGGGAAUCUGGAUAUUAA